AUGGCCAUUGUCCAGGGACAAAUUCCAUCAUUAAGAUGUGAUAACGAAUGCAAACAAAAAAUAAAAUUCAAUUUGUCGGUAAAAGAAACAGAUUUACGACUUAACAACAUUUCACUUCAUUUCUCUUUCAAAAGAUUAGAACCGCCUGGGGAAAAAGAACUGGCUGGGAUCACAAUGCUUGUCUUAAUUAACGAAGGUGGGAGAAAAAUACCAGAAAAUCUUUCAUCAAUGACCUCAUCUCAAACUGAUGCUAUUGCUAUGGUCGGAAAGACGCCCCAAACAAAUAUUCACGUCAUAUGA
Messenger RNA from Clunio marinus, 300 nucleotides. NCBI's taxonomy places the organism in Eukaryota, Metazoa, Arthropoda, Insecta, Diptera, Chironomidae. The record is from the annotation of a GenBank genome assembly.